Messenger RNA from Plectropomus leopardus (leopard coralgrouper), 1975 nucleotides. RefSeq names its product renin (gene ren). The record is from RefSeq and is a predicted model, not a curated record. Gene Ontology annotation, biological process: angiotensin maturation. Lineage: Eukaryota; Metazoa; Chordata; Actinopteri; Perciformes; Serranidae. Gene Ontology annotation, molecular function: aspartic-type endopeptidase activity.
AGGAGACGGGACGGGAAGUCAAACUGCUCGGAUUUUUAAUGUUCCUUUUUAAAGAAUAAUACGUCUUUGCAGAGUUCAACAGGAGCAGAGUGACUUUUUUGAUGCCUUUGACCGCCACACACCACGCUUUGUCACAAACUUUAAGUCCAAGAAAGGAUGUCUUGGAGACUCAUUGGCUGAGUUUGUGCAGCAGAUUGAUUCAGGGAAACCAGAUGAGACAGCUAUUCGCACCCUUGUACUCUGAGGCCUCUCUGUUCUACUUUGUGAUGACCCCAGUAACUUCUACAAGGCCUGCUUUUUACGUGACCAGACACAACACUCAAAAAAAAGGUUGGACUGUAACACCAUAUAACUGAGCCUGCACACGAAGGACAUUUCUGCGUGUUACUCUUCCAUUAAUGGAUAAGGAAAAUCAACGUCACAUAUACAGCCUUUAUCGCUGGUCUGCAUCUCCGCCUGGCAACAAAGAAGUCAUCAUGGUGGUACUGAUGAACUACUGGAUGUGUGUGGUUGCUCUGUCAGCAACAGUGACCUCGAGCCAUGCCUUGAGAAGAAUCUCGCUGAAAAAGAUGCCAUCUAUCAGAGAGACACUUAGGGAGAUGGGUGUUUCUGCAGAGCAGAUUUUGACCGAAUUGACCCAGAGGAGCACAGACGACAACAACAACGGAACUGUUCCCACACCUCUGACCAACUACUUGGAUACUCAGUACUUUGGUGAAAUCAGUAUCGGCUCUCCAGCUCAGAUGUUCAACGUGGUGUUUGACACAGGCUCAGCCAACCUAUGGGUGCCCUCGCAAAGCUGCUCGCCUUUCUCCACUGCCUGUUUUACUCACAACAGGUACGAUGCCUCCAAAUCUCAGACCUACGUUGAGAACGGAACUGGAUUUUCCAUCCAGUACGCCUCCGGAACUGUCAGAGGAUUUCUGAGCGAGGAUGUUGUCGUGGUUGGAGGUAUUCCUGUGGUGCAAGUGUUUGCUGAAGCUGCCUCUCUGUCUGCCAUGCCCUUCAUCUUUGCCAAAUUUGACGGAGUCCUGGGGAUGGGUUACCCUAACGUGGCCAUUGAUGGCAUCACUCCAGUGUUUGACCGCAUCAUGUCCCAGCAUGUCCUCAAAGAAGAGGUGUUCUCUGUCUACUACAGCAGGGACCCAAAACACUCCCCAGGUGGAGAGCUGGUCCUCGGUGGCACAGACCCAAACUACUACACUGGAAACUUUAACUAUUUGGACACCAGGGAGACAGGGAAAUGGGAAGUUACCAUGAAAGGGGUUUCUGUGGGGAUGGAGACGAUGUUUUGUGUGGAGGGCUGCACAGCUGUGAUUGACACCGGCUCCUCCUACAUCACAGGCCCGGCCUCCUCUGUGUCCCUGCUGAUGAAAACCAUCGGCGCACAGCUGGAUGAAAGUGGAUACAAAGUCAACUGUGACGCUGUCAAGAUGUUGCCCAGCAUCACUUUCCACCUGGGUGGCCACGAGUAUUCACUCACUCAGGAGGAUUACAUCUUAUGGCAAUCACAGAUUGAAGGGGACGUCUGCACCGUCACCUUUAGGGGCUUGGAUGUGCCGCCGCCCACAGGUCCCAUCUGGAUUUUGGGAGCCAACUUCAUUGCCCGCUACUACACAGAGUUUGACCGUCGCAAUAAUCGGAUAGGGUUUGCCACAGCAGUCUGACAGAAAGUUAAACAUCAGCCAUGUUGCUUUGUUUUCCUUUUCUCUAUCUUUGCUGCUAUCUCCUUUUUGUCCAGUCCUCCCUUCAUUUGCCUUUUAUGAUAACUUGAGAUCAAACUACAUCUGUUUUAUAACACUGGUAAAGAAGCGUGCACAUUAAGGAAUAUUUUCUUGCAAAUCCUGAUUUUUUAUAUUUUGUACCAGUUGCACUGAACACCUUCUAACCUUUUUUAUUUAUAGCAAUUUCCAGCAAAUGCAAAGUAUCUGUGCCUGUGUGACUCUGCUGAUAAUUACCCUAAAGCAACAGUGAA